Carassius gibelio (silver crucian carp) is the source of this 1580-nucleotide messenger RNA. Its product is annotated as cysteine-rich venom protein ENH1. The record is from RefSeq and is a predicted model, not a curated record. NCBI's taxonomy places the organism in Eukaryota, Metazoa, Chordata, Actinopteri, Cypriniformes, Cyprinidae. The transcript has 8 exons. Bases 1 to 729 code for a protein of 242 amino acids. Gene Ontology annotation, cellular component: extracellular region.
AUGUUCCUGAGAUCAUUAAGAUGCUGGGAAUAUAAAGGGAAUAGUGUGGGACUUGACCACAACAUCUCAUAUGGGCAGUCAGGCAUCUGUACGGACCUGCCUUCUGUCCAGCAGGAGAUCGUGGAUGUACACAACGCCUUCCGAAGGGCUGUGGUGCCGACUGCCAGCAACAUGCUCAAAAUGAGUUGGAGCGAUGCUGUGGCACAGUCAGCUCAGAGCUGGAUUGAUCAGUGUAACAUUACACACGGACCACCGAGCAGCCGCAUGAUUGACGGAUAUGAAACGGGUGAAAAUCUUUUCAAGGCCUCUGAGGAUUAUUCAUGGACCAGAGUGAUAAAUGCCUGGCGCAGCGAAGUCAACAAUUAUGAAUAUCCCACCGGAUCCACCAACGGUCUGUCGAUUGGACAUUACACACAGGUGGUGUGGUACAGCUCGUACGAGGUCGGCUGUGCCGUGGCUAAGUGUGGAAACUCCUACUUCUACGGAUGCCAUUACUACCGCGCAGGGAAUUUCAGAGGAGUCCCGCCGUACUCGCAGGGCGAACCGUGUGCCGCUUGUCCAGGCAACUGUGAAGACGGUCUGUGCACUAAUCCAUGUCCGUACAUCAACACGUUCAGCAACUGCGAUGAACUGAAAGAAAUAGCCACUUGUGACCACUCCUUCGUGAGCGAGUAUUGUCCAGCCAGUUGUCUUUGUGAAGACAAAAUCCACCCUAUUGCAAGGAAAUGAAAUCUUAUAUGGCCAUAUUGCAUGAAGUGAGGCCUGUUUUGGAUAGUUGUAGCACAUAUCUCCUAUAAUGUGAUAUAUAUACAUAUUCUUACUUCUUUCUAUUUCUGUUCUUCCUAUAUGUGGAAUACCUCAAAUGUGAUGAUUAUUCAAAAUCAAGGGUACUGUACUUUAAUAAUAUGAUGAAAAAUGCCAGUCUGCAUUGCUUUGUAUCAUUACCUCAACCUUUUUUUUCAGUAAGGCCUAUACAAUCACAUAUAAGUAAAGCCAUUUGUGUUUUAUAAGCCUUGUAAACCCACAUACUGAAAACAAUAGCUGCUGGAGAAAGCUCAGCUUAAGACAGGAUACGUCACAAAAGACAGACUGAGUCCAUGUAAUGAUAUUUUCUGCAAUACUGCACCCUAUUCCUGCAGUUUAUGUAAUAACAUCACUUUAUUAAAAUCAUUCAAGUGAUUUUAGAUCAUGUCAUCAUGCUUCACUGAUCCAUGCAAGUCCACAUUAUAAAUCAAUAAGCAAUGUUAGGCUGUAGACAGUGCUUUCACCCUGGCUAAAAUAAUUGCACUUUUACCUAGGUGUCCAGCAGGUGACGCUGUUGCACACUAUAUGAUCAACACAAACAUUUCCUGCUUCCUGUCAGAAAUUAUUAGAAUACUUGUCUUUUCCUUUCAGCUGAUGAUCUGUGUUAUAUGUGUAUAACCACACAUCCGUGUCUGGCGUGUUUCUCUAGCGCGUGCAACUUUCAUCUGCUUGAAAGCUACUUGUUGAAAUGUGCAUGUCACGUGUAUGAGAACACAAUAUGAGGAGGCGGGCUUAAACUGCUCAGGGUGGUCAAAUAAAAAGCAGGCUUUCAUGUG